Messenger RNA from Enterobius vermicularis (human pinworm), 180 nucleotides. NCBI's taxonomy places the organism in Eukaryota, Metazoa, Nematoda, Chromadorea, Rhabditida, Oxyuridae. The record is from the annotation of a GenBank genome assembly.
AUGUUAGAAAUGAAGAUGACUGAAGUGGAACUGUUGGGACUUCUGGGCAUUUCUUUAUGGGAUAAUGGAGUGGAAGCAUUAAGUGCAGAAACUAAAAUUCGAGCACAAGAAGCCAGAAAUGUUUUGCUGAAAGAGUUGUACACUUAUUGUUUAUCAGUUGAUCAAAAGAAUGCACCAACU